Prorocentrum cordatum is the source of this 459-nucleotide messenger RNA. Lineage: Eukaryota; Dinophyceae; Prorocentrales; Prorocentraceae. The record is from the annotation of a GenBank genome assembly.
AUGCUGCCGCGGCUGGCCUGCCGCCUCGAGGCGUCCCCGCGCCUCGGCGCAAGCGCCGCCGCGCGCGCCGCCGGCGUGCCCGAGCUGCCGACCCUGGUGUCGCUGAGAAGAUGGACGUGGCGGAGGCGGCCGCCAGCGAGCUCGACGACGCCUGGGCGGACGAGCUGCCCGUGGCGCGCCCGCAGCCGCUGGCUGCUGGGCCUUCCGCAGGCGGCGCCCGCCCUGCAUGCGCUCUCCCGCCCCGUGAGUCGCCUGGAGCGGGGUUCGGCGGCGAGGGAGGAAGCGCCGCGCCGACGGGGACAAGGUUCGAUGCUCGCGAUGGCGGCCCUCGGGAGGCCUGGCAGCCCUCAGGACGCGGACGGCGGCGCUGUCCCUGCGCCUGGCUUCGCCGCCUGGGAACCGCCCCCCUCCCCAUGGAGGCGGCGUCGGCAGCCUGCGACCACGACGAGGACGCGCUGA